This is a messenger RNA of Seminavis robusta, 2076 nucleotides long. Lineage: Eukaryota; Bacillariophyta; Bacillariophyceae; Naviculales; Naviculaceae. The record is from the annotation of a GenBank genome assembly.
CCUGUACCAAGUCCGUCCAAGUCAGGUCAUUGCUCAAUUACUCUUUUCUUUUUUCACUUCUCACCAGAGCACAAUGGAGCCCAAUAAGGAGGCAACGAAAAGAGACUCUUCUGAGGAGCUCGAGGAACUGCCAGACGGAAGCGUGAGCCACUCGACACAUGGAGCCUCAGAAAAGGAAAUUCCUGUGGGUUCGAAUGUGACGGAGCUGGUUAAGGACAACCAUCGAGAUGUGGAUGAAAUUCCUGUGGGUUCGAACGAGACAGAGCUGGUUAAGGACAGCCAUCGCAAUGUGGAUGAGAGCACCCUAGAGUUGGUUUCUAUGGUGGAAGAGAGGCCGGAGAUCUGGUUGAUAGGCAAGGAUAUUGAGCAAGAUCCAAUGGAUAGUCAACACAAUAGAGACUUUGGGGCUGAUCAUGUACAGAUUGCAAUCGAGGGUGGUGACGAGGGCGACAUGUUGGGGGCACCCCCUCCCUUGAUGUUGACAAGGGCAAACAAUGUGGCCAGGGAUGUUCAGCCGGGUGCACAGGCCGUUGAAGGGCCAGGUCGAGACACCGGUACACCAAAUGAUGAUGAAGUGCCAUCCAGUGAUGCGUCAUCAGCAGGAUCGCAGAAUCAAUCUUUUGUUGUGGAUGAAGAAAACUUGGGAGUCGUCAAUGGUUUCGUUGUGGAGGAUGAGCCGUCUGAAUCGACGAUGCCGCAGAAUGAGGUUAUUGAAGGCACCAUUUUGUGGGAGGAGAGUGGUCACAGAAGCCGCAAAAAAAGUUGGGCUGCAUUGAUGUGCUUGUUUCUUUGUGUGGUCGCCACCACCUUGGCGGCUUUGCUGUUGCCCAGACAAUCCAAAACCACUGACCCCGAUGAAGCAUCCGCCCCUUUCGAUGAGGGCAUGCCCAUCGUCUAUCCACCGUAUCAGGAUGGUCUACCUGUUUUGUUAGUCAAAACGAUUUUGGAGGUUUCAAGCCCGUACUAUAUGGCCAAUAUCUGGAUGCUUCAAGACCCUCAUCUCGAAACCUACACUGCAAGGCAAAAGGUGCAGCGACUUCAUUUGGUUGCAUUAUUUUACUUUGCGAAUGGUCACAACUGGACAAGGACCGACCAUUGGCUCCAAUAUGACGUCUCAGAAUGUGAUUGGUAUUCUUCCAACGAUCUUGAGCCGAGUUGUGAUGAAGAGGGAUCCUUCGUCAAUUUAAAUCUCUCGUCCAACAAUUUGCGCGGAGAUCUCACUGAUGCUCAUGAUCACAUGGUGGAAGUGAAGGUGUUUGACCUCUCCUACAACUACAUCUCGGGUAAUCCUCCUAAUAUUGGCACAAACCCAGUGAUCGAGGUAAUGGACGUUUCCAACAAUGACUUCAAGGGAUUCAAUCAAAACAACGGAGGCUUUGCUGCUGUCAGGCUGCGUGUUAUACGGCAUGAUGGAAACCGGUUUUCUGGUGGUGUAUCAGCUGGAUUAUUCUAUCUGCUCGUCCCUUUGCUUGAAGUGUUCAACAACUCAUUGAACGACUAUUACGGAGAACUGUCCUGGGCAUUGACCAACUGCAAAAACCUCACCCACUACUCUUCCAAGUGUGAUCAUGUGGGAAGCAUCCCUCCUGAGUAUGGCAGCUUGACAAAACUACAGGAAUUCGAUAUCGAAGGGAAUAGCCGGAUGACUGGAGCCAUUCCCUCGGAGCUUGGUCUUUGGACUAGCCUCACUUCACUAAACAUUGCUGGAACUGGCAUCACGGGCACCAUUCCAGAAGCCCUCUGCUCCAGAGCUCUUGCUAGAGACUUGAACAUUUUUGCAAACUGUAGCCUCGUGGAGUGCUGCAGUGCUGACGAGCAGUCAUGAAGGUGGCCAUUUGGAAGUGAAAGUCGCUGUUGGGUUCAAGGUAGCCUCGUGGAGUGUUGUAGAGUACUUGUGAAGUGGCAUACUGAAGCCUAAAAGUAGACAUUGGGUUUAGGGUUUGUAUUAUGAGCAAGGGGGAAAGAUAACUAGCUAGCUGUAUACUCUACCCCUCUUUCGUGCAGCGCUCUUGGGCGAUAUGGUGCUCUGACGAGGGUCAACUUCUCUAGUGUCGAUACUACACAGCGUUGGAUUGG